Octopus bimaculoides (California two-spot octopus) is the source of this 4628-nucleotide messenger RNA. RefSeq lists its product as uncharacterized. Lineage: Eukaryota; Metazoa; Mollusca; Cephalopoda; Octopoda; Octopodidae. The record is from RefSeq and is a predicted model, not a curated record.
CCGUCUGUCUGUCUGUAUGUAUGUAUGUAUGUAUGUAUGUAUCUAUGUAUGUAUGUAUGUACGUACGUACGUACAAAAAUAUUCUAAUCUCUUACAAAAACAUCAGUUACCAGCCAAGACAUUCACCUCAGUAUCUUCGUCGUGUAGCAAAACCCAUUACAGUAGUUGUACAAAACAUCACUGCGGCAAAAACUGCAGCCAUUAUGUGCGUAUGUGCGGGCAUUUAUGCGGAAAGAAAUCAGCGUAGUAUUUAUGCAUACUCUAAUUACAGUUUUUUUCGGUAUUUUUACUAAAUAGCAUUUCAACACUUUUGGUUAAUUUUAUCUAAUAUCUCUUUAAUUCAACCUUAGGUGUUUGUUUAUUAUUAUUUUUAUUACCAUUAAGUAAAGAGAGAUAGAUGAUAUACACUCGAAAGAAUCAUGAACGUCAAAUAUAUUUCAUUUCUCUUAUCAAUCUAAGAUAUUGUAUCUAUUUUGGUAAUCGAUAUGUAGUCGUUGCAUUACAUUAUUCAUCCUACUGUCUUUUCUGCAGUUUUAUUGAACACUGCUGUUUCAGCACAGAUGUUUGAGCUAUUCAACUAAAAUAAGCAGCAGUGAAAAGAAAAUGGAAUCGAUAAUGAAAAACAAGAAUGAUCGCUAAACGGAGUAAACCUCUUUGUUAGCUCCGCCUACUUCUCAUGACGUCAUCGAUUAAGGGGCUUUUGUCAGAUUAUUAAACUCCGAAGACGCACUGCAAGUAAUUCCUGCAAUUAUCUGCUUUGAAUUGUCUAUCUGAUUGCCUGUUUUUAUUUUUAGUCUAUCUUCUCCUUUACGAAGAAAGCGAUACGUUUCUUCUCCGUUCAUUUUGACUUACUAUAAGUCGGUUAUCAUAAGAAAAAAAUGGACCUUAAGAAAAAUUUUGAUUGUUUCAUUUUCGAAGCAAACAUGGAGCUAAACAACCAAACACCUAAGCAUAAAAGUUAUCCUUGUGAACAUGAAAUGCAACUAAAGGGAGAGACAACUUCUACCUCAGACAAUUUAUUUCAUGAAGAUGUAAACUCAGUGAAGCAUAUCUGUAAAGAAAACAAUGUAAUUGAAGAUGUUGAUAAUACUCCUAUCACUGGGGUAUGUUUGGAGUCUGACUCAAAUGGCUUUGCCCCACAAGAUGGAAUUAUUAUAGAUUUAAAGGAUAAAACUAAUAGUCCACAAGUGGAACCUGGUGGCGUAGAUAUACUCACUAUUGAAAACUUUGAAAGUAUGCUAACUGCAGAGAACACUAAGGCAAUGGACAUAUAUUAUGAAGAAGAAAACCUGAAUUAUUGUGUUGAUAGUGAUGUUCCUCUGCUCAGUUCAUCUGUUGAAAGUGAUACAUCUGUAGAAAUCUUAAAUCCUUUAGUUAUUGGUAAUGUCUAUUCUGAGAGAAAUCAAUCAGACAGUGAUGUUUCACUUUUAAGUAUGUCUGGGGAUGAAGUUAGUAAUGGUGAACCUGAAGAAUAUAAUAAUUAUGAGCUUGCACAAACCACUGCUUCAGAUCAUUAUAACAUCUUACCAAAUGUUGCAGAAAAUAAAAGUGACAAAUGCAUCACCCCCUUGAAUUUAAACAAUCCAUCCACAGAUACAUUUCUCUCUUAUGAAAAUAAACUCAACGAUUCUAAAGAAUUAUUUAUAAUACCUGAAGCAAAACAACUGCAAGAAGCAUUUAUCGAUCAAACAGAAUCAAUUAAUUCUAGGGCCAAAUGUUAUACAAAAUUUAUUGAUAAUCCUGAAUUAGCAUCAAGUCAAUCAGCUAAUGAAAUAAAAAACUUUACAGAGAAAACGUUUUUACAUCAAAAUGGUAACACACCUGCUCAUGAGAUUAUAAAUCAAUGUGACCAGAAGAUGGCAGAACUAAAUAUGAUGAAUAAUUCCUUGUUAACACAUUCCACAAGUAAUAACAUCAAUGAUACUGCAACAACUUUGCACUUUUAUGAUAAGGAUUCCUCUCUGGUUGAAUGUAGUCAAGAUUGUUCAUUAAUGAAAAACUUUGACCCCCAUUCUCCAUCAGUUAUGGACAGUAACACCACUGAAAUCUCUGCAGAAUUCUCACAGACAUGUUUGGAAGGGUCUCUCAUCAGUAAAGCCUCUCAACUGAAUGGUAAUGAGCAGCAACAAUAUGGAGAGAACAUUCAGGAAGUGGUUGCUUUGGAAAAGCAAAAUAGUUGUGAUAGCACUUUGCCACUUAUUGAAUCUGAAAUAAUUUCAAUUGAUCCUCUUUAUUCUAAAGAUUUCAACAACAGUAACAUAAUAGAGAUUGAACCUUCUUUCAGCAAAGAAAAAAACAUUCCUUUGCUUCAUUUUCUUGGAAGCUCAAACUUAAUUUCCACUUCUCACUGUUCAAGCCAAGAGCAUGUGAACUUGUCCGAUGCAUGCAUUCAUAUGCUAAAUAACUUAAACAACAGUUAUUCUAAUAUAUCAUUAAUGCAUAUAUCUUCUUUGAAGAAUAUUCAAGAAACUUAUCAGGACAAUAUGUCUGUCAUAUCUUCUGAAACAGUAAAAACUACAAAUCAUUGGAAGAAUUUAAUUGCAUACAGUAUUGGAUUCAUGGUCAUGUACAUGGCAUUUGGAUCAUUACGUCAUUUGCAGAGCAGUAUUAACAACAGUAAUGGUGUUGGACUUAUCACAUUGUCUUGUCUUUUUGCGUUUUUUGUUAUAGGAUCUUUAUUUGCAUCUUAUGUUGUUAAACAACUUGAACCUCGCCGAGCCACCCUUGUAACUGUUCUAUUUCAUAUCCUAUAUGUAAUUAGCAAUUGUUACCCCAGUAUCUAUAUUCUUAUGCCAGCAUCAGCAAUGCUUGGAUUUUGGAAUGCUGUAUCUUGGGGUGCUCAAGGAGUAUAUAUUCAACGGCUUGCCUGUGAUUAUGCCAUUAAGAAAGGACAAAAGACUGAACAUAUUUGUAGUAAAUUUCAUGGUGUAUUUUAUUUGAUAUUGUUUUUCUCAGAAGUGUUUGGGAAUUUAAUUUCAUCUUUAAUACUAAGCAGCAGUGAAACUGGUUCUUCACUUAAUGAACAGAAUCAGACAGAUUUCUAUUAUAAAAAUUCUACUCUAGAAGCAAUUACCAAUAUCACUCAUAAGAAUCAGCAAUGUGGUAUAAACUACAACCAUUUAAAACAUGAGGAUGAGAAAAGUAUGCCAAUAUCACAAAAUAUUAUUUUUUUGUUGACUGCUAUCUUUACUGGUUUAGAUAUAUUAGCCUUUGCUAUUAUUUUCUUUUUUGUGGAUCCACUCACUUCUACUUACAGAAAUAGUUUACCUCAGACAACCAGAAACUGUGAAAAGUUGUGGAGAGACAUAAAAUCUGUUCUAAUUUUCAUGAAAGACUGGCGUUUUGUAUUAUUAAUUCCAAUAUAUUUAUUUAGUGCCAUGCAUUUGGCUUAUAUCAGUGCAGAAAUAACGAAGGCAUUUGCAACAUGCAUGCUUGGUGUUCAUAUGGUCGGGUACUUGAUGAUUUGUUAUGGAAUAUCAGAUGCUCUCAGUUCCUAUAUAUCUGGUUGGCUGAAUCAAAUCACUGGUAGAAUUUUACUAAUAACCAUAGGAUCAUUGUCUUUUCAACUGGUCAUUCUCAGCUUGUUCUUAUGGCAACCAGUGAACAGUUCUCUUUUACCGUAUAUCCUCAUUUUUGGAUUUUGGGGAUUAUCAGAUGGAUUCUAUGCUUCUCAGUUGUGUUCUCUUACUGGUAUGGUGUUCUCUGAAAAAUCCGAAGAAGCAUUUUCAGCAUUCCGUAUGAUGCAAGGUGUUGGGUUGACUUUAGCUUAUGCUUAUGCAUCAAGCUUAUCUCUCGACAUUAAGUUAUAUAUCCUAAGUGGUACUGGAAUAAUUGCCUGGAUUAUGUAUAUGUUGAUGGAACAUUACUUGCGAAAGAGUGAACAUGAUAAAUCUAUUGGAAAAAAUAACAAUAUGCUCAAUGCUUAAAAUAUUGAUUUACCAGUAUUUUAGUACUGUGUAGCUUGUCAAUACUAUCUACAUAUCCAUAUAUAUAUAUAUAUAUAUAUAUAUAUAUAUAUAUAUAUAUAUAUAUAUAUAUAUGUAUGUAUGUAUAUAUAUGUAUGUAUAUGUAUGUAUAUAUAUAUAUAUAUAUAUAUAUAUAUGUAUUCGUUCAUUCAUUUUAACAUCUAUUUUCCAUCAAAUUGGACAGAUUUAUUUGAGGCAGGAUUUUAUGGCCAGAUGCACUUUCUGUUGCCAACACUUACCUGUUUUUCAGGUAGGCGAGAUCUUUAUUCCACAUGUCUUUAAAACUGCAGAAUGACUGGUCUAGCGGUGACGAGCAUGGAAUAUAUAAACACUGAUGUAUAUUCACAUGCACAUGCGCAUAUACACUCACACACACACAUGCAUAUGCCAGGCCCCACCCCUGUAAUUUCUGUCUGCCAGCUUGCCCGACAUGGCAAUUUGAUAGAUGGAAUCUGUAGAAACCCUACAAAUACACACACAUAUAAUGUCCUUUAUCAAAAAAUUUGAUUAUUAAAUUUGCUAUAAUCAUAUUGAUUAUACUGUAAUAUAUGAUAUAUAUUUAUGUGUUUGUCAGACAGUCUAAUAAACUGUCAAACAAAUACAGUUAUCACUUACGUCUAUUCAUGACACAUUUUUAUUUGAAUAAAAUAAUUUUUUAUAUUC